AUGUAUCUUGCAUCCUCCUCCUCCUCCUCCUCAACCUCCUCCUCAGUCUCCUACUCUUCCACCUCUUUCUCCUCCUCCCAUCCUUCCCCUCCGGCUCCUCCUCCCCUUCCACUUCCUCUUACACCUCUUCCGAUUCCACCUCCUCCUCCUCCUCCUCCUCCUUCUCUUCCACCUCCUACACCUCCUCUUCUUCCACCUCCUCUUUUUCCUCUCCCCGGGUCCAUCUUCUUUUUACCUCCCUCCUCCUCCUCUAUUCACCUCUCUCUUUGGUCCCCAUCUCCUUUACCCCUAUCCUCCUCCCCUCCUUCUCCUCCUCAUUCCUCCCCCCUCCCCCUCUCCUUUUUACCUCCUCCUCCUCCUUCUCCUCCUCAUCCUCCUCCUCCUUCUCCACCUCCGCCUCCACCACCUCCUCCUUCUCCUCCUCCUCCAAGGACCUCCCAAGACCGGCCCCCCGCCCCGCCCCCAACCCAAACUCGACGUUAUACGGGACACCACUACCUUUCGGGGGGUUAUUUCCCUCGUCCGUGA
Molecule: messenger RNA, 528 nt
Organism: Macrobrachium nipponense
Lineage: Eukaryota; Metazoa; Arthropoda; Malacostraca; Decapoda; Palaemonidae
Product: WAS/WASL-interacting protein family member 3-like
Exons: 1
Coding region: 1-528 (175 amino acids)
Source: RefSeq, a predicted model, not a curated record